UGGUCCAGUCAGUCCGUUCGAAUCGGAAGGCAGCUGCCUACUGCCUCCCUCCCUAAGUAGAGAGCUCUCUCACUAGACAUGACUUGCGACGAGAUAUCUCGGUAGGCAGUUGGUUUCGAACUCUCUAUUAAGAUAGCGAGAAUAUGUGGCGUCAUCACGUUGACGUCUUUGCCUAAACAAACAUUCUAUCUAGGAUUCCAGGUACGUCACUAUCCAUUACUGUUCCGAGCUUUCUAUCGCGUCUGACGUCCCGUCAAUUUCCCCGUCACCACUUUACUCUACUAGCCUAUUUACAUACCGGAAUCUUAAUUAUGGAGACCACCGUGAUAGCCAUGGUCCUUCACCAGUUAAUGGAGUUGGAGGAAGAGGAAGCCCUCCGCAGAAGAGCCCACCGGAGACGUGUUAUGAUGCUAGCUGCUUACUGGCAUCUGGCGAAUAUCGAGAGUCUCACAGUGUAUGCCCAGAUCAACCGGGCCAUGCCUGUCCUCAGGCUCUUCUAUGCGGAGGAGGAAACCAGGGCAGACUUUAGGCUGAGCAGGGCCUCCAUCACAGGUCUGCUGGUGUUGCUGCAGCAAGAGCGGCAUCAUGGAUGGGGUCCAGUUAUCGAAGUCCUGGUUUUCCUGUUUUGGCUGGCUAGUGGGGCAUACUAUCGGGUUGUGUCUCGAGCAUUUGAUAUGCCAAAGACUACGGUGCACAAUGUUGUGCACCGUGUCUGUGAGGCUAUCGUGGCAGUGAUGCCAAAAGUAAUCAGGGUGCCAUCCACUGCAGACGAGCAGCAGGUUGUAUCUGACGGCUUUGCUCGGUUGGCUGGGCAUGAGGUGUUCCGGAAGGUCAUGGGGGCCAUCGAUGGCUGCCAUAUUCGUAUCAAGGCUCCGGGACAACCUCAUGCGCAGUGCUAUAUGAACCGCAAGCUGUUUGCAUCGUACCAGUUACAGGCUGUUUGCGAUCACGCCGGGCGUUUCAUCGAUGUUUUUGUUGGUUUUCCAGGUUCGGUCCAUGAUGCCAGGGUCCUCAGGAGCAGCCCGCUCUACCGCCGUGCCAUUUAUCCACCCCCUGGUACGUUCUUGUUGGGUGAUGGAGGCUACCCCUGUCUGGAGCAGCCCAUCGGUCUCCUGACUCCAUACAAGAACCCUGUUAGGGGAGUGGACAGGCAGAGGUUUAACGGAUACCACUCCAAAGCCCGCGCAAUAGUAGAGCGGGCAUUUGGAAUGAUGAAGACUCGGUGGCGGGCCAUCUUCCUGCAUGCCUUGGAGGUGAGCGUCUCAUUCGACCCAGACGUCAUUGUUGCAUGCACCGUGCUGCACAACAUUUGUCUGGGCAAUGAUGAUGUUUUGGCAGUGGACGACAUGGACCCUGACGAGCCUGCAUGUGGCGAGGCUGAGACUGCCAGUGGGAUGGCACUACGAGACAGAAUUACAGAUGAGUUGACCUUGUAA
Molecule: messenger RNA, 1436 nt
Organism: Sardina pilchardus (European sardine)
Lineage: Eukaryota; Metazoa; Chordata; Actinopteri; Clupeiformes; Clupeidae
Product: putative nuclease HARBI1
Exons: 3
Coding region: 312-1436 (374 amino acids)
Source: RefSeq, a predicted model, not a curated record